GAAGAGUGGUAUCGAAUAUCAUCAUUUUACUGGUAAAGUGAAAGGAUCCAUGGAUAUGCAUACAAUUUCUCAGCCGACAAAAGGCGUUCUAGGACGUUUCAAGAUGUAAUGUGGACGUCGAAUGCCCACCGGGAUUUUGAGUCAAUUUUUACUUUAAUGCAAUUUAUCUUUAAAAUGGUAUGUAUUUUUUGUUUUAGUCGGAUUCGUUGUACAUAAAAUAUGCAACAUAAGGGUGAACAUAUCAAGUAACAUUUUCUAUACAACUGUUAUAAAAGAAAAAAUGAAUGAACUUUUACGUGAUCAUGGUAGAGUUAUUGAUUUAACAAAAAAAUCAUUAACGCUUUUAGAAAUGCAAGAUCUAUUGAAAAAAAUAGAAAAUAAUAAACGCGUAGGCCAUAUUAUUUGGGGAAAAAAUACCAACUCUUGUAGUAUUGAAGUACAGAAAAAAAUUGAAGAAAAAAUUAUUCAAAAUAACAAAAACCAUUUUAAGCAUCCUAAUGACUUUAUUUAUGCAUUGCUGAGCUCAUUCGUUUAUAAAGACUCUAAACAAGAAGAAAGAGUGGAAUUUAAAAAUGCUAAUAAAGUUAAAUUCAAUCAAUAUUUAUUGAAAUGGAAAUUUCAAAAGACAUACGAUAAACCAGAAGCUGGAAAAUAUUAUGCUGCCACCUUCAUUAAUGAGUCAGAAUACCAACUAGUACUUGCUCAUAGAGGAAUUUCAAAACUAACUAUUGAAGAUUUGUUAAAAUCUGAUUCACCUUUAAGAAGUGAUAUUUUAGAAGUAUUAGGAAGAGAAAUAGUAGCUCAGUUGAAGGAAGAAUACUUUGUUACUAAAGAAGUAGUAGCUUACGCUGAAGACAUUGGAUAUCAGCUAUCAGUUACAGGCCUCUCGCUUGGAACUUGGUUGGCUGAACUCACUGUAUAUUUUUGUGCAGCUAAGUUUCACUAUGCAGCUAAAGCUGUGACUUUUGAAAGCCCUGGCUCAAAAGGAAUUGAAAAUAUUUGUUCUAACAUUAUUAAAAUAAAUACCGAAAAACUUUCUGAUUGUAUUAAUAGAUAUAGUGACUUACUUAAAAACUUUCUGAUUGUAUUGAUAGAUAUAGUGACUUAUUUAAAAACUUUCUGAUUGUAUUGAUAGAUAUAGUGACUUAUUUAAAAACUUUCUGAUUGUAUUGAUAGAUAUAGUGACUUAUUUAAAAACUUUCUGAUUGUAUUGAUAGAUAUAAUGACUUAUUUAAAAACUUUCUGAUUGUAAUAAUAGAUA
Messenger RNA from Hydra vulgaris (swiftwater hydra), 1261 nucleotides. The record is from RefSeq and is a predicted model, not a curated record. NCBI's taxonomy places the organism in Eukaryota, Metazoa, Cnidaria, Hydrozoa, Anthoathecata, Hydridae.